Messenger RNA from Drosophila navojoa, 3361 nucleotides. RefSeq names its product polyamine-transporting ATPase anne boleyn (gene anne). Gene Ontology annotation, cellular component: membrane. The record is from RefSeq and is a predicted model, not a curated record. Lineage: Eukaryota; Metazoa; Arthropoda; Insecta; Diptera; Drosophilidae. Gene Ontology annotation, molecular function: ATP hydrolysis activity; ATPase-coupled monoatomic cation transmembrane transporter activity; P-type transmembrane transporter activity. Gene Ontology annotation, biological process: polyamine transmembrane transport; intracellular calcium ion homeostasis.
CUGCCAACCAAAGUGAAAAUGGCGGAUGCCCUAUUGCAGAAGUUGUACCCCCCGAGCUUUUGUUACUGCAGCCGUUAUCGGAAAGCAACGUUGAGCAAGCAGAGCGAGAGAAGUUGCUGCACUUGCCGUGUAUUGCUACCAAGAAUAAUCUGUUGAAACUUAAUUGGUGGCAUUCACCCGUACAGCAACUGGACGUCGAGGACUCAUUCCUGGCCCCCACGCGAAUCAAUAUUGAUACAAAUCGGACCUACGCCAAGCCAACUAAAAUUACCAACAACAAUAAUAAAAACAGCCUUAAUACACCUGUAAAAUCAAUCCCAAUGGCUAAGGAAACAAAUUCAAUUGCUAAGCAGCCGAAUGAUAGGUUGAGUCCCAAUUUCGAUCCCGAUGAAGAUUUUCAGCUACAGAACUCCCAGUUGUUAAUGAAGGAUCCGAAAUCAUGCAAUGCCAUCUUAAACCGCGAUCAGCCAGAUGAAAUGAAAGUCAGUGGAUAUCGACGCUCGCAUAUCCGCACAUUUUUAUGCUGGAUAUGCAUCAUCCUAACUGGUGGAAUACUACGGCUGGUAUUGCAUUGGUGGCGUCAUUGGUAUUUGCUAGCCACAUGCCAGCCGUGUCCGUUGGAGGAGGCACAACAAGUACUUAUCGAAGAGGACUAUCAAGGAAAUCACAAGGUGUAUCAUGUUAAACAUGUCUGCACAUUGGAUAUACAACAGCUCAAAAAACUGCUCCAGAAAAUGGGAGAGGAAGUUGAUGAAAAGAAACUUCAACUACCAGUUCACAUAUCUUCAGCGCAUUUUAAAGGUUGCCGAUCCUUAAAAACAUUCCGAUGCAAGCAACUUGUUUAUGUGUGGGAAAGCAGCGUCAACAACUUUCAAAAGAUCAACGGAUUGGACGUAAAUGUGCCCUGCUCCUAUUACCAUCAGCAACGUGGCUUAACUACGCAAGAGCAGCUCGCACGCCGUAUUGUAUUUGGUGAAAAUGAAAUAACAGUGCCCCUGAAAGAUGUGAAGACUUUACUAUUUUUAGAAGUUCUCAAUCCUUUUUAUGUGUUUCAAAUAUUUUCGGUUAUCCUUUGGUUUACAUAUGACUAUUACUACUAUGCCUGCGUAAUCUUAUUAAUGUCUAUAUUUGGCAUAUCAAUGUCUAUUCUACAAACAAAGAAGAAUCAAGAUGAUUUGCAACAAACAGUUCUGAAUACGGGAAAUGCAUGGAUGGUCAACGCGAAAGGAGAAUCGAUAGAAGUGGAUACGAAAAUGCUAGUGCCUGGUGAUAUUAUUGAAAUACCAUCAGCCGGUUGCACAAUGCACUGUGACGCAGUGUUAUUAUCCGGCAACUGUAUCCUAGACGAAUCAAUGCUAACUGGAGAGAGUGUACCAGUUACUAAAACACCACUUCCGAUGAAGCGAGAUGUUAUAUUUGAUAAAAAAGAACAUGCACGUCACACUCUGUUUUGUGGCACUAAAGUUAUACAAACUCGAUAUAUUGGGUCUAAAAAGGUGCUAGCUUUUAUUAUAAAUACAGGAAACAUAACGGCAAAAGGAGGAUUGAUACGCUCUAUACUCUAUCCACCACCAGUGGACUAUAAGUUUGAACAGGAUUCGUACAAAUUUAUUCAGUUUUUAGCGUUAAUUGCCUGCAUUGGUUUUAUAUAUACUCUUGUCACAAAGAUAUUGCGUGGUACAGACACGGUUAAGAUUGUGGUCGAAUCGUUGGACCUUAUUACAAUUGUGGUACCGCCAGCAUUACCGGCGGCUAUGUCCGUUGGCCGGUUUUAUGCUCAAAAACGCCUAAAAGCUAAUAACAUAUUUUGUAUAUCUCCGCGAUCCAUCAACGUGGCAGGCAGUAUUGAUUGCUGUUGCUUUGACAAGACUGGAACUUUGACAGAGGAUGGUUUGGAUAUGUGGGGCGUUGUACCAAAAUCGUCGACAAAUCAGUUUCAAAUACCCCUUAAAGAUGUUAUGCGAUUACCAUACGAUCAUUUUCUGUUUGGGAUGGUCACGUGCCAUUCAAUUACGUUUAUGAAUGGUACAAUGAUGGGUGAUCCCUUGGAUCUUAAGAUGUUUGAGUCGACCGGUUGGGUACUUGAAGAUUCAAAUAAUAUACCUGAAAACGAGAAGUAUGGACUGAUCUAUCCAACAAUUUUGCGGCAGCCCACUCGAGACGAAACAAAGUUAUCCCGAAAAGAGGGAAUGUCAACAGGAUCAUCCGUAUUGCGACAGGAUUCAGUAGAUGAUCUAUUGGCCAACAUUGGAUUAUUUAAAACUGAGAAAAAUUUUGAUCAUGGAAUUGUAAGACAGUUCCCAUUUACAUCCACUCUACAGCGUAUGUCAGUAAUAACGCGUUGUCUCAGCGCUCAAGGAUUCAAUGUAUACUGCAAGGGUUCUCCUGAAAUGCUGCAACAAUUGUGUCUGCCACAGAGUAUACCGAACGACUAUACUCAACAACUAUCAAUUUUUGCAAAGAAAGGUUUCCGCGUUAUUGCCAUGGCAUAUAAAACCUUCAACCCGAAGAUGAAUUACACAAAGAUACAGAGGCUUUCUCGUGAGGAGGUCGAGGUCAGUUUGGAAUUUUUAGGCUUUGUAAUUCUUGAAAAUCGUCUUAAGCCCGAUACAUCGACAGUUAUAAACUCACUCAAUCAGGCAAAUAUACGCACAAUUAUGGUUACAGGUGAUAAUAUAUUAACUGCAAUGAGUGUCGCUCGGGACUGUGGUAUUGUGAGCGACACGCAGGCAGUUAUCACAGUCCAUGCCGUGCCCUUACCAAGAGCCUUUGACAAAUCGAAUGCUGAAGAACAUGUUUGUCAAUAUGAGCUUCAGUAUACUCUUGAUUUGAGUAGUAAGGCGUGUUCACCCGCACUGAAUGGUAAUAGAGCAUUUUCUGCUGGUGAAUUCGUACUAAAUAUGGAUCAUCUAUCAAAUUCAACCAAUUCAUUAGUAAAUGGAGGCCUAAGUUGUACAUCAAGUGUGCUACCCAAUAGCAACAGUUUGACAAGCGUAAAGACUAUAGAUACAUGGACGCAUAACGAUAUCGAUGGCGAUGAUGGAGCAGAAGCUGUCAUACGUAAUGAAGCUAACUGGCGCCGUCAAUAUAUAUUUGCCAUGGAUGGCAAGACAUGGCAAAUUGUACAGAAUCAAUUUCCGCAGAAUGGAAAUCAUCUUGACUCGGGGAGCAAUUUAUGCGCGUAUGUCACCGGAACAAAAGCAAUCUCUAGUGAUGGAGCUUCAAAAUUUGGACUAUUAUGUUGCGAUGUGCGGAGAUGGGGCUAACGACUGUGGUGCUUUAAAGGUAGCACACACGGGUAUAUCAUUGAGUGAUAGUGAAUCAUCAAUUGCGUCGCCAUUCACAUCCCGUAACCCUACGA